This is a messenger RNA of Coregonus sp. 'balchen', 3793 nucleotides long. The record is from the annotation of a GenBank genome assembly. Lineage: Eukaryota; Metazoa; Chordata; Actinopteri; Salmoniformes; Salmonidae.
GGUGGACAUGUGUUUACUUAAGCUCUGUGGUGAAGUUUAAAGUACAGGCUAUAUACCAGGGCAUGUGGACUCAGUCGUUAUUCUAGUGUACCCCCUUCAUUACCUGCUACAAUACUUCCAUCCUCUCGCCCUGUCCUAACCCACCCGAUGAUGAGUUACCUGGGUAUAGCCUUGGUUUUGGGGCUGCUGACGGGGGCAUGGGCCCAGUUGUUGCUGCAUAACGUGACCCGUCCUCCCUGCGACUCGCCCGACGUGGAAGCUGCAGCCCUGGUGGCCCAGGAUUACCUCAACAGCCAGCACACCCACGGCUACAAGUACACCCUGAACCAGAUCGAUGACAUCAAGAUCAUAACCAAGGUGAGCCAGAGCUGGAGCAUGGAUAAUAGAAUAGUUCACAGAGUCACAUAUAGAUACAUCUCUAUAUGGCUAAUCUCUAGAUUGGCAUAGAUGUAUGAUACAGUCUAGUGUAAUGUCAAACAUAGCAACAUUCAUUAUUAUAGACCGUAUUAGAAAUACCCACCUCAGUUAGAUUGGACUUCUGUACUCGCAGAAUGAGGUGGAAUUAUUGUUAUGUUGUUUAAGUACGAAAAACAACAAGUACGAAAAUGUUUGCACUCACUAACUGUAAGUGGCUCUGGAUAAGAGCAUCUGAUAAAUGACUAAAAAAGGUAAAUGUAAAGACAAGAUACAUUUUCAAGUUUAUCUUAUCAACUACCCAGGUCCUACCAGUCUACAGUUUUGCAGAUGUUUGAGACGGAUAAAAUUGACAUGAUUCAAACAAAAAUGUACACAUUUUUAUUUCGGUUUUGUUUACCCUAGUGUUGUCUGAACAUCCAACAUCUAAGGAGAAAUACACGUUUUGAUACAAAGCCCCUUUUUUUCUUCUUCUUGUGUUAACCUCUACAGUUAGCCCUGGAGCUGCAUUCAUGGUUAUCUCUGAGUGGAAGUACUGAUCUAGGAUCAGUCUCACCUUUUAGAUUAUAGUGAUUGAGACUAUAUGGACGAGGGGGGGGGGGGGGUGUGUGUGUGAGGGGGAUCUGAUCCUAGAUCAGAACUCCCACUCUGAGACAUAGAUAUAAGAUAUAAGAUAUUCCCUUUGCAGUCAUGCUCUCCUGUGUUGCUCCAUAGCCUGAUGGAACAGAGACCUACGUGAUGGAGGUGGACCUGCUGGAGACCACAUGUCAUGUUCUGGACCCCACACCUGUCGCCAACUGCACCGUCAGACCGAAAGUGGCCACAGUGAGGCCAAUUCUCCACUUUAUUAAACAGAUGUUGUAUACUAUGUAGUUAAUUCCGAUGGAUCAUUGGUAAUGUUGUUUGUUGUUGUUUUAGGCAGUGGAGGGAGAUUGUGAUGUGGUACUGAAAAAGGUUGGAGGAGUUAUGUCUGUCACAGCUUUCAAGUGUAAAACUGAAGGUAUGCAAUCUUCAUGUCAGAUUUUUUUCAAUCUAGCCCAGUGAAUUAUACAAUGAAUUAUACAAGGAACGUGAAUUUCACAAUCACGUUCCCCAGGCAAACAAAGUAUAAUCAACACAUUCUGUGAACAAAGUCUGACAGCUACUGACAGGAUAGGUACCACAGAAGUGGGAAGGUGAGAUCCCACUGGGCACACACUGGUUGAAUCAAUAAUAAUAAAAAUAAUAUGCCAUUUAGCAGACGCUUUUAUCCAAAGCGACUUACAGUCGUGUGUGCAUACAUUUUUGUGUAUGGGUGGUCCCGGGGAUCGAACCCACUACCUUGGCGUUACAAGCGCCGUGCUCUACCAGCUGAGCUACAGAGGACCACAUUUCCUCAAGGAAAUUACAUUGAACCAACGUGGAAUAGAUGCUGAAUUGACGUCUGUGCCCAGUGGAAUAUAUUCACACACACACACACCAAUACACUCACCUCCUCUCUCUAUCUGGUACCAUGUAAAGAAUCAACGGAGGACCUCUGUGUGGGCUGUGCUUCACUCCUUCCCCUUAACGACACUGCAGGCCUGGCCGUGGUCUCUGCCUCGCUGAUCAACUUCAACAAUAAGACAGGCAAAGAGUCAUUGUUUGCAAUCAUGGAAGUUGGACGCAUGUCAACUCAGGUAAACAUAUUUUUUCUAAUCACAUGAUCAUCAUGUAGGCAAGAGCAAAAAAGUUACAUUCAAGUUGCCAGCAGUCUUUAGGCAUUUCUCAAUCUUUUAAAAAGAGUAUGGUCAUGUUUUUUUAUGCCCAAAAAAGGGCCAGUUUCCUGCACACAGAUCUAGGCUUUUUCUGUGUCCAGGAAACUAGCCCUAAAUAUAAAAGUGAAGAAGGGCUCCAUUAGACAGGUUGAUGUAGUACCUCUAUCUCCUCUGUUGGAGCAUAUUCCUCCCAUAUACUAACUGUGACAAAGCUAUAGUGGAAAGCCCUUAUGUACGUCCAUUCUGUUUGCAGGUUGUAUCUGGUGGAGCCAGAUACUUAGCGGAAUACGUUAUAGUAGAGACUAACUGCACCGCUGAUGACAGUGAUGACAACUGUGUGCCGCUGACCCAUGCUAUGGCAGUAAGUAUACAUUAUAUCUUGGAAGGAGGAAUGCCCAAACCUGCAUUCAAAUGCCCAUACUAGCAUACCACUUAGAAUGCACGCCCAACACAUUUUUUUCAUUCUAGGUGGUAUGAUAGUGUGGUUAUUGAAACAUACUCAAUGUAUUUAAUCAAUACCACCAUGUGACAAGCUAACAAGCCACGUUUAAUUUAUCUUUCAGCAACGUGGCUUUUGUCAAGUUGCAGGUGUGAGUUCUUCGCACUCAGUCGACUGCAGUAUAUUUGCUGCAUCUUCAAUGGUAAGUAGAUGACUUGUUGUCAUAGAGUUAUUAAUUUCUCUUCUAUACUCUAUAAAGGCUAUAUCUUAUUUGAACCGAACAAUAAAUGCCAUCUAUGAAAACAAACCAUUGCACUGACACAGUACUUUGACAACCUGUCUCUCGUUCUAAUGUACAGAUGCCCAUCGUGGACACCAAUGGCACAGUCCCGGUGCCUGCGCCAGUGGUCCACGUCCACGCUGGUAACCUCCCCAAGGUCCACGGCCUAAGGCACCACAAACUCACCGCCCUCCACGACCCCGACCUCAGCGGCCUUCUGUCUGCAGAGUCUGGCGAGUCUGGCGAGUCUGACGAGUCCAUAGUGCCUGUGGUCCCCGUGAUUGUGGUCCCUGUAGGUACCGAAGCGUCCCCUGUGGUUGUAGUCGAUCCUGCUGUAGGCAUGGACGCACCUGUUGUAGCUGGGGUGGUGAAGAGGGAGGCCCCGGGACCAGUGCCAGACAGCCCAGCUAUUGUGCUGGCACCUGUGCGAGUGUGCCCAGGGAAGAAGAAAUUUUUCUGAGAAGCGUUCAGACUCUUUACUGUCGCAGUCAUCAAACUGCGUGCAGCGGCCCACUACAUGAUCAUAGAAUGGCACAUAAGGGCUUGAGUCUACUGAGUUUUUAUUUUGCUUUUACAAGACCGUCAUCAUCAAUUGGUUAGGCAGAGAUUUACUACAUCUUUACUAAACUAUUUGUUUAGGGGGGUUGUCAUGGUUCUAAACAUGUGGGAGUUACAAGUAAGGGUUCAAAUGUAGUUAAUAAGGGUUAAUUUCCCACGCUUAAUGCGCAAUGGUUGUAUGUACUCGGAACUGCUCUGUAUCUAGGGAUAAUAAAGAAUUACAUAAUUCACAGUCUUACUUUCUCAUGUGUCUUGCACAGCUAAACGAGACCCCAGCAGAAAUGGGCUUUUCAUUUAUCUGACUUUGAUGUCAAGCCCUAAUAUUUAGCCUUGCAAUGAAAUGUUUCUUUUCAGGACAACCAGGGC